Messenger RNA from Sporothrix schenckii 1099-18, 684 nucleotides. Its product is annotated as uracil phosphoribosyltransferase. The record is from RefSeq and is a predicted model, not a curated record. The coding region runs from base 1 to 684 and encodes 227 amino acids. The transcript has 2 exons. NCBI's taxonomy places the organism in Eukaryota, Fungi, Ascomycota, Sordariomycetes, Ophiostomatales, Ophiostomataceae.
AUGGCCUCUCUUCCCACCAACGUGCACGUCUCAAUCCACCCAUGUCUUCAGGCAAAGUUGAGCCUGCUACGGUCCAAAGCCACCAGUGCGAAGGAGGUGCGCGCUCUCGUCCAUGAAAUCUCACUCCUCGUCGCAUCCGAAGCGCUGGCAUCUUCGCUGCAAGCAGUUGACGGGCCUAAAGAUGUGACCACGCUUGGGUUUGAAUAUACGACGACAAAAAUUGCGUCACAGAGUAUUUGUCUUGUCCCUAUCCUACGUUCUGGACUCGGUAUGGUGGAUGCAAUGCAGAUGCUGCUUCCCGAAGCUGUUCCCGUUCAUCACCUCGGCCUCUACCGUGAGCCCAGCACACUCGAGCCCGUCGAGUACUAUAACAACCUGCCCAACCACAUUGGUACUCCUGCAAGCCAAGGACCAGACAAGCUCGCGAUCAUUCUUGACCCUGUAAUCGCAACUGGCGGAACCUGUGCAGCGGUCAUCCAGACCCUUCGCGAGUGGGGCGUUGAGCGCGUGGUUGUCGUCUCCAUUGUUGCGGCAUUACCCGGCGUGCACAGGGCCGCAAGCGAGUGGCCAGAAGGCGUUCAGAUUUGGUGCGCUGGUGUUGACAACGUGCUCACUGAUGAGGGUAUGCUGCGGCCGGGUCUCGGCGACAUCGGAGACCGUCUGUUCUUAACAAUUGGCAAAUAA